UCACUCACCUCGUUAUACUAGUUCUACUUCAAGGUCUGGUUCACCCAGUCUUAGAGCGAUGACUGCGAGUGCGGGUGCGACUACACCGACGUCGACGUCGAUGUCGCGUGUUGCUGAGGCGGUUCAGGUCGCUCCGUAUUUGACGCAUGUUGUAAGACAUCAUGGACAAGUGACGUUGAUACCUCCUGAGAAUACGGGGAGGAUACGGAAGGGGAAGGUGAAGAAGAAACUGCAGCGGCCGGGGGUUGCGAGAGUGGAGAACUCGAGUCCUUCUUUGAAUGAUUUGAGUGCUAUUGUUGCUGCUGGGCCGUCGACUUCUGCGUCCCGGUCAAGGCCCCAGACUCCGAGACCACAGACUCCGAGGCAGAGACCGAGACCGGCUUCUUCGAAUUCGUUUCGAAGUCCUUCCUCCCGAACGGAUGGGAGUAGCAGCAGACCGGGUAGUGGUGUUAAUGGUGUUCAUGCGAGGUCGAGGAGUUAUCAAGAUGAUUUGCGCAUCCCGGACUUCCCACCACCUUCGUUUGAAGAAGCAAUGCUUGCAACUCCAUCUACAAGGAACUCUACUCCGGGUUCGGAGGUGGAACGACCUCCUUCAGCAGAGCGUACUGCUACUCCGUCGUCAGUUCGAGAUGUACCCCGGGAGCAACCUCCCCAUCCAAUCCAGGCCAACCAAGAGACGUCACCUCCCUCCCGGGAAAUCGAACCCCCAAGCCCGAGCUCCUCUCAUUCUUCACUUGAAGAAGCAGCUGAACGAGGCCGUCAGUCCAUAUGGGAGGAUGACCGAGAAGCUGGGUAUAGUCUAGAGGAAAGGGUGAAGAGGGAACUGGAACGACGAAGACUGGCGGAGAGUCUUCCGACGGCACCCCUGAUGCGAAUUUUUGAGCAGAUCAACGGUCAUGCAGAUCAGACAGCCGUUCCGCAGAUGCUCAAUAUCACCGGAGAAUGCACCUUGUUGAAGGAAAUGGACUCAACUAGUCCUUCGACGGAUGAAACGAGUCAAGAAAUAGUUGUUCCAAGUCGCAGUUCGCAGGAACGUCGUGAUUCUCCUGCCGCUGUGCCAUCAACAAGUUCCGAUAGCGUAGGAAAUGAGGGUCAAUCUCCUGGCAUUGUCGCAGAGGAAAGUUCCUCCCAACGCAUACCGUCACGAAAAGGGAAGGAAAGAGAAGUUGUUCCUGACGAGCCGAUCGUUGGCAAUGAACUUUCGGACAGCUAUCCCAGCGAUCAGCCCCAAGGAAGUACGCUUUCAAGAAUUCGAGACGUGUUGAACUCUCCACUUUGGCCUCAGCAGCAAAAUUCGAACCCUAUCACGGACUCUGUUUCUGUAUCUCCACGAGCUUCUUCGAUUUGUGUAGAACGGGAGCCUCCUGAUUUACCACCUCCACAUCAGCAUCUGUCUUCACAGCCCAUUGUAUCAAAUAGCACCGACGAUCCCAGCAAUACUCAUGCAUUGACAACUCCUGCACCAUCAUCGCCAUUUCAAUCGGAUGUCUCAAAUCAUGUAUCUAUAACACCAUCUUCAUUAUCAUCUUCAGUUUCACCUUCAGACUCUCUUAAUCCUCAACCUCCUCACAGCUCUCGUCCUCUACCAAUCCCUCCCGGUCCUUCGCCAUCUAUCUCCGCUCCAGAUCCUUUACCAGCUCGCCGUGCCCCACCUCCUGUACUCCGUCCCGGAACUUCGGUCCGCGAACGAGUAUCUGCGUUCGAGUCUUUGACGAAUAGGCCUGUACCACCGCCUCCACCAGUGAGAAUGGUUAUUAGACGACCUCCACCGCCUGUGCCAGGUCCUUUGGAUAUCUCGGGUGCGCAAGGUGGGGUUGCAAUCCAAACGCGGCAACAGCGGGGGUCUAUUGGUACAGAAUCUGAUGGCACGAUCGUUGCUGAGCAGCAACAAGAUGUCAAUGCUCCAUGUCUACCCCACCGUCGGAGGCCGCCUCCAGUCCCUACGCAUCGAAGAAAGGAAAUAGAUGGUGUUAAGCCUGAUGUUUUUACACUCGGACGACGGACAUCAGACACGAAAGUGGAAACGGAGAUUCCGUCGUCCUCAUCGACUUCCCGCCCCGAAAGCACGGUUGUCGCUUCAAAUAUAUUGGAAGCAACGGAUCUAGUUUGCGGGCGAGAUACGCACGAUCAAAACGAGAGACUACUUGGCUUAACGACUCUGGUUGCCACUGUCAAUGAGACAGUGCCUCUCGGAUGUAACGCUCCGACGAGCGUUUCCAGUUUACUUUCCGACACUCAAACGAACCUUACAUCCGAAUCUCAGACCGAAGCUCUUCCUCUUGGCGAUAUGAGGAGCGAAAAUCAGUCUCAAAUAAAUAUUAGUGUCGAUGGUGCAGGGCAUUCACCAUCAUCUUCUGUGACUGAGUCCCAAGGAGAUCCUCACACUAGUACAAGGACAGUGGAAACGAUAGACGAUGUCGUUGGCAGAGAAAGUCUACAUGCCUCAGUUCUGUUGACAGAGAAUCCUCCGUCCAUAGACGUUGAACAGCUUCCUGUUGAUACUAAUCUUGCAAGUACCGAAGUUACAGGCGGAGACAGCACAAGUUCAAGCCGAGCCGAAGAUCCGCCUAGCAUAAUCCCACCUAUGCAGCCUCUUCAACCCAUGUUUACUGGUUUGACCGACUUAGACUUGCUCCUCGCGCGACUGGACGACCCGGAUUUCACUUUCAGCGGUCGGUCCUAUGACGAUCUCCUACUUCUCGAAGAAAUAAUGGGUCCAGCAACAGCAACAGGACAGCUUACACAUCCUCAUACGGAUUUUGAUGAUAUUCCAAUGGGUAAAGUCGAAGUCUUACGACGACGCGUGACAAAGGAUGGCCGAACGAAACUCAAACUUGCGUUAUUGGGUGUUGUUGUGGAUAAGUGUGGGAUAUGUUUGGUUCAGUUUAAGGAGAGCGUAUUCGCUUGUUUGUUGCCUUGUCGACAUGCGUUCCACGAUAAUUGUUUGAGGUUGUGGAUGAGGAGAGGAGAGACGUGUCCGAUGUGUCGAGGUCCCUUAUGUUACUCGUAAUCAUAAUAUGAUUAUCGAUAUACCAACGUGCUGGAUUUUCCGCUUCACGCAUGUCCAUAAAUGGUAUAUUUGGCUAUAAUAAGCAAUUGCGUCUCGGUCUUGUACGCACAAUCAAGUAAGAGCUCUUCAGGAGUUCAGUAUGAAAUAGGUUUUACAGACUCUAGAUGAAGAUGACUAUCAUUCUAUUUCGAAGUCGAAUGUUAAGCUCGACCUUUGGAGGUAUGCACUACACUGCGAUCUGAAACACUUUUGGCAUAUUAGAAUCAGAAAUUUGGACACG
Molecule: messenger RNA, 3290 nt
Organism: Fomitiporia mediterranea MF3/22
Lineage: Eukaryota; Fungi; Basidiomycota; Agaricomycetes; Hymenochaetales; Hymenochaetaceae
Exons: 6
Coding region: 59-3010 (983 amino acids)
Source: RefSeq, a predicted model, not a curated record